AUGGAGGAAGUAAAGAAGAGGGAUUGCAGGGAGAAGGCAAGGCCAUUCAUUUUAGUGAUAUUGUUGCAAGUUGGGAUCGCAGGGAUGGACAUUCUCUCAAAGGUUGCGCUAAACAAAGGCAUGAGCAAUUACGUCCUUGUUGUUUACCGUCACGCUGUUGCUACCAUCGUUAUGACCCCUUUCGCAUUCUAUUUCGACAAGAAGGUGAGACCAAAGAUGACACUGAUGAUAUUCUUCAAGAUAACACUCCUUGGUUUACUCGAGCCGGUGAUCGAUCAGAACUUAUACUAUCUUGCAGUGAAACAUACGACGGUUACAUUUGCAACCGCCCUGUACAACAUCCUACCCGCAAUCACUUUCCUCCUCGCAUAUAUAUUCGGUCUUGAAAGAGUGAAUCUAAGGAGCAUAAGAAGCGCCGCUAAGAUCAUUGGGACAUUGGCUACAGUUGGAGGAGCCAUGAUCAUGACACUUGUCAAAGGCCCAACUCUCGACCUCUUCUGGACCAAAGGAGCCUCUGAACAGAACACAGAUGGGACAGAUAUUCACAGCUCCAUCAAAGGCGCAAUAUUUGUCACAAUUGGUUGUUUCUGCUAUGCAUGUUUCAUGAUUCUCCAAGCUUUCACGUUGAGGACUUACCCAGCCGAGCUAUCUCUUACAGCAUGGAUAUGCUUAAUGGGGACAAUAGAAGGAACAGCUGUGGCAUUAGUGAUGGAGAGAGGAAACUCUGGAGCGUGGGACAUUGGUUGGGACACUAAACUUCUUACAGCCACAUACAGUGGGGUAGUGUGCUCAGCGCUUGCUUACUACAUUGGAGGAGUGGUGAUGAAAACGAGAGGCCCUGUGUUUGUAACAGCUUUUAGUCCUCUCUGUAUGAUCAUAGUAGCGUUUAUGUCGACAGUCAUCUUUGAUGAGCAAAUGUACCUUGGAAGGGUUCUUGGUGCGGUGGUUAUAUGUGUAGGACUAUACCUUGUGAUAUGGGGCAAAGGCAAAGAUUACUUAUAUCCUUCCACGCCUCGAACAGAUGAUGAAUCAGCACAGCCAAAGCUAGAACUAAGCAGAAACGAGGAAGGUAGUCUUGAUCAUGAAGUCAUUACUAUCAGCAAGGAAGGAGAACAAAAAAGAGCAGUGGUAGAAACAGUCUAA
This is a messenger RNA of Microthlaspi erraticum, 1143 nucleotides long. NCBI's taxonomy places the organism in Eukaryota, Viridiplantae, Streptophyta, Magnoliopsida, Brassicales, Brassicaceae. The record is from the annotation of a GenBank genome assembly.